AUGUACUUGUUGCGAGUUGGAGCUCGAGUUGGAGCAGUCGGCUUCAGAGCAUCUUCUUGUUCGUCAGUUAUUUUUACAGCUUCGUUCGUGCGGUUCAAGCUGAACUUGCCUCAAGACUUCAAUCCCAAAAAGAGCUUACCCUCGCAAGGAGAAUGGAAAAACUUGAAGCAACAUAUUCCUGGUGAAUCUGUUCAGACCAACGAGAUCAGAGAUCGUAUCCCCAAAUUUCCCUUGGGUAAGGAGACGGUGCCGACAUUAUUGCCUAGACCAGGAGUGCCACAGGUUGGGCCGAAAUAUACUUUCCGUCAAGUGAUUCAGAUAUUGAAGAAUAAGACCGAACCCGAAUUGAUCUACGAGAGUGAACCUCACAGAUUGUAUUUUCUUGCCUGUUUCUGUUGUGCUAUAGUUUUCACUGUGUACGGGUUCGUUUUGGCAGAAUAUGCCUGGUUCCAGGCCAAUAAGGAUUACGAAGAAAAUGUAGAGGAAAAGAAUGAAGUGAUCAGAAAGAGAGAAUGGGUUUUGUCGUUGUUUAAAAACUCAGUUUUUAGUGUGGUAAUGUUAGCAGCAGCUGGGGCUUUUGCUAAGUUCCCCACCAGAUUGAUUAGAAGAAUGCACUACUUACCUGGACCUGUUGAACAUAUCAAGUUUUCUACGUAUCCGUUGAUUCCUGGAAGACCCACGCCUGUCUUCACCGUCCCAUUGGAGCAUUUGACUAGAAAGCAUACUGCCAGAGUUUGGACCGGUAAGGGUUUCUAUGGCACUGCUGAUAACUCACUAUUCUUCUUUGUGUUAAAGGAAGCUAUCAACGGUUCCAAGAAGAGCAGAAGUUGGGUUGUCGACAGAAAGGGGUUCUUUUGGUCCGAUGGAAGAGUGUUUGACUACUUGUUUGGAAAGGAAUCGAUUGCUGAGGCUGAGGCCGGUAUUCCCUAUGAUGAACAGAUCGGUAUAGUCAACCGUGAAUUGAAGAAAAAAAGAAAGCAGUUGAAGGAAGAACAUGGUUUUUUUUACAAAUGGAAGUUGGGAGCUAAGGAUAUGAAGCAGGACAUCGACACUGCAACCAACUACGUCAAAACUUUGAACGAAAACAGAAAGACCAAGAGUAAGAAGACUUUGCCUAAGGGAAAGAAGCAGUAG
Scheffersomyces stipitis CBS 6054 is the source of this 1134-nucleotide messenger RNA. RefSeq lists its product as uncharacterized. NCBI's taxonomy places the organism in Eukaryota, Fungi, Ascomycota, Pichiomycetes, Serinales, Debaryomycetaceae. The transcript has a single exon. The record is from RefSeq and is a predicted model, not a curated record. The coding region runs from base 1 to 1134 and encodes 377 amino acids.